GAAAUAAAGAAAGGAAUGAUUGUAUACUUCCAAGAGGGCAAUACCCAAAAAAAAGGCCAAGUGGUUUUCAUGGCUAUUCCAUUUAAAGAGAUGGAACCUCAUGUGGUAGUUGAAGUGGAAACACAAAGUGACGGUCACAGUCAGAGAUGGAAUGGGAAGUUCGAAGGACAUCACAUGUACACACCUAGGGAAGGCGUAUCCACCUAUUGCAUACCAGCUACUGCUGUAAUCCCAGAGCAUUUGAUGGAAGGAUCUGUACAUGAAGUGAUACAAAAACCUGAGGAGGGCGUGGUCCAAGAGCAAUGCACCAAUUUUUCCAGAGCAAGGAACAAAGGGAAGAAAUCGUCUGAGCCAUUCUUUUUAGCCAACAAUAGAGACAAACCAAGAAAAACUCCCUCUCCUUAUGGAAGCAACGAGAAACUAGACAAGGGAGGACGGAAGACAGUGGGUAGACGAGACCUCAGCGAUCACUAUUGUCCACCAUUAGGAAACAAGACUGAAAUGCGUCCGGACAGAACAGAGGAACUGGAUCUCAUCUCGGACCACUAUGGUGAGGAAAGCAAACCUAAACACGACAGCCUCAUUGGUAUAAUGAAGGGUAAAGUUAACAAAGUGAAACAAAAAUGGAAUAAUGGAAGCAGAGAUGAUGAAUCUUCGAAAUCCUCCUGGUAUACAGAGCCAACCAGUCGGAUUGGAGAAACGGCAAAAGCAUCUUUUCUAGACACAAGGCCCGGAGCGGCAGAUUGUCUUGAAGAUGAUGUGGUUCAAGAAGUUCUAGACACAGUUUCCAAAGACUGGGAGAAGAUUGCCCACUCUUUGUACCUGUCGAAUGAUGAAAUUUAUGGGAUUGCUUCCAAAAGGGGAACAUCGAGAGACCGCGCUGAGGAGAUGUUGAGAGUUUGGCAGAAGAGGAAAAUUGGUUAUGAUAAGAUCUCCCGAUUGGCUGCAGCAUGUCGGGCUAAUGGCUUCAUUAAACUUGCCGAUGACUUGGAGCAAGGCUUGGAUGAAGACAUGCUGAUGAAGAUAGCCAGUAACAUCCCCACACAUAAGGCCAGACCAUUAGGAACGUUUUUGAAUUUUUCUGAUGCCGAGUUGGAAAGAAUUGAGGACAAGGCCUCAGAUACUGUGCCAUUCGUUCGAUUGAUGUUGGCCCAAUGGAGGACCAGACAGUCACACAACUCAGACAAGAUCAUGUUGCUAAGUAACGCCUUACAUUACUGUGGACUCAGACAGCUAGAACUUGAGGUAGCAAGAGGUCUGGACGAUGAGAUUAUGCUCUCAUUUGCCGUCCAGAUCGGCCACAGCUGGAAAAUUCUUGCCACAACACUAAGGUUAGACCUCAAGGACAUUCAUAACUUGGAGUGCUUUUCACAAGACAAGCAGCCCUAUCAGAUGUUGAUGCUGUGGAGGCGAAAACAGCCGCGCAGUGUGGACGUUCUCGGAGCUUUGUCCAAAGGACUUCGAGAGAGUGGACUUCCUGAUCUAGCCAGUGACCUGGUGCAAGGAGUUGAUGAUGAAAUGCUGUAUAAGCUGGCUACUCUGAUUGGAGAUGUAUGGGACGUCGUUGCCUUGCAUUUGGGAUUCUCUGAAGAGGAAAUCAAAGAACUCAGUGAUACAAAGGGUUCUGAAGUUAUUUCCAUCAUCAACAUGCUGAAUAAAUGGAGGGAACGCCAUGACUACACCAAGGAUCGAUUUAUGUUUCUCAUGGAAGCACUGAGAGCAAGUGGUUUGGGUCAAGUUGCUGAAUCGUUUGAGGAAGACAAACAUAAAGUGGAGCUUUCUAGAAAGAAUGCUGCAAGUGCCAAGACAGAAGAAUAUCCUGAAUAUCCUAACGACAAAGGUCACCCCGUACUCUAUGUUAAUCGAGAUGUCCUUGUGAGAGUCUCCAAGAAGGUUAACUUUGCUCAGCUGUGUAAAGUCCUUGAUAUUCCUUCUGAGGAAGAGGUUGAAAUUGAGAUGUACUACCUGACAAAUGAACAAAGGGUUUUCCAACUUUUGGAUUGCUGGAAGCGUCGCGGAGAUGGAGGAGAACGCAGCAUUGAGGAACUUCUGCAAGUCCUGGCUCAUGUUGGAGGUCACUCUGCUCUGAUUGAUGACAUCAUGAAGGCAGUAGAGGCUGCUGAGGAGAAAGUUGAGGAUUCCCAAAUGAAGCAGCUACCACCGGAUACCAGCAUCGCUUUCCCCUCUUUCCACACCGAGGAACCUCCUGAGGAAAUCGACCCCGAUCUAGACGUCAACUCCAUGGUUGAGGUCAAGCCUUCUGACAAGACCCAUUAUGGUGUCAUCCGAUGGAUCGGUGUGCCAAUGGGUAGCAAGACUAACCGCAAGAUUGCCGGCAUCGAACUGGAAUCCCCGAUUUCACAAGGAGCAACAGACGGCACAUUCAACAAGCAGCGAUACUUCAAGUGUGAGCCCAGGAAAGCCAUCUUUGUCUACCUGUCCCAGUGCAAACACGAUUCCCGCUUUCCAACCAUGGCUCAGACGUUCAGUUCAGCAAAGCGUCAGACAAGCGAAGAUUUCGGUGGCUAUUCGUCUCCCGUGGUUGAGGGUUUUGUCGAUCCUCCUCCUCGUCUUGAGUCAGCCUUUUUGGGAAUGCCGAAGGGCAUCCAAGGAGACCAGAACUCGUGCUACCUGGACUCGACUCUCUUCAGCAUGUUUGCUUACAACAGCGUGUUUGAUCCACUCCUGCGCCGCACUCAGGGGCAAGAUGACCUACAGGAAUAUGAAAAGGUCCAAAAGACGCUUAGGGAAAGCAUCGUCAAUCCCUUGAGGAAGAAUGGCUUUGUACGAGCAGAUCGCAUUCUUGAGCUCAGGGAGCAUCUGGAUCAUCUGGGCACCACCAAAGGUCUGAUGAAUGAAGAGAAAGACCCUGAAGAAUUCCUCCAUACCCUACUGUCAGAGGUCUUCAAGUCAAGACCUCAGCUAAAGAUCAGGCACGGUGGUAACAAAGAAAUAGAUGAGUCCAACAUCUAUCAGAUAUUCCUGGACAGGGAUGAAUCUUUCACACUACCAACAGUAGAGCAGCUGCUGUUGCAGUCAUUUCAGGAACACGAUCUCAAGCUGGUUGAAGUGCCGUCGUGCUUGAUCGUUCAAAUGCCCCGAUUUGGCAAAGAGUACAAGAUGUACAAUCGUAUUUUGCCGUCACUUCAACUUAACAUCACCGAUAUCAUCGAAGGCUAUCCCAGGCAAUGUAUAGUAUGCGGCAACCUAGCAGUCUUUGAGUGUAACUCCUGCAAAUCGGAGGAGGCAUUUGUGGAAGCAAGUCACAUCAAGAAUUACUGUAAAAAUUGCUUUGAAAUGAUGCAUGUUGGGACAAAGAGGGAGCGCCAUCAGCCCACUCAGCUUGAGGUCCCAGAUGAAUUCAUGAGGAGCUUCUACUCCAAGACCAUGGAGAAGGGUUACACAGAUGAGCAGGUGGAUGCCCAUCGGCAGAAGAUGCUGACUCUCAAACUGAUGGACCUGUUUGCUGUCAUCUGCAUCCGGACCAGUCACUACGUGGCGUUUGUCAAGGCGGGGAGAGAGAAGGACUCUGAGUGGGUGUUCUUUGACAGUAUGGCAGAUCGGCAAGGUGACCAACCGGGUUACAACAUCCCUCAGAUCAGUCACCUCAAGGACUUCCGGGAUUGGGUUAACGUGGACAAACUCAAGAGAAGGAUUGAAAGCAAGCAACUGACUGAGCUCAUGAAUCGAUUGCUUGGAGAUGCUUACAUCUGCAUGUACUCGAACAGUGAGCAAAGCGACCAAACUUACGUAUAGUGUGCUGGCCAAAGUGGUCCAUUACUGUUGGUACCAGACUAUACAAAAAUGACCGUUCAGCUGGUCAGCUCAGAGGAUAGAGGUGAUAACAGAGGCCAGAAGGAAAGGUCACCAGUUUGUGGUUGUUAGUCAUAUUGACACAGGUUGGAGGAGUUUGGAAUAUGGCUGGUAGUUUGCACGACACUGGUAACAAGCUGAAGUCUCCUGCUCAUCAGCAACUUGAUGUUACAGUGGGCCUACAGUUAAACUGUCCAACCCAACGAGACCGUCCUUAUAGAAAGACACUCCCCAGGCAGCCGUUACGUGUUCCUUUUACAGAAUUUCAUCGGCGGAGUGACUGAAAAUCAUCAUUGGUUGAGGAGAUUUACAGUUGUUCACAAACCUUUCUUUGUUUCAUCCUCUAAAUCAUAACAAUAUUUGCUACAAAAAUCUAACAAUGCUAAGCUACCUGCCGUGCACAGACUUUUUCACUACACAUAUUGAAUCCUAGCUGAUUUAGUAUGGCACCCUUCAAUGCUCUUCAUGUCGGGAGCAUUAGCAAGCACUCAACUAGCAAGAAUUACACCAACAGAUCAGAGAACAAAUUGGCAAAAAAACAUCUGCAUGCCUACAUCAAUGUAGCUCAGUAAACAUUUUUUUUGUUCGUAAAUUCAGCAAUUCCAACAUAUGAUGAGAUAAUAGUGUGAGUCUGUAACAAUCUGCAUUGUUACUCUUUUCUGUUUACAUAUUAAGAAACGUAACCGCUCUUUUACAAGUUUUCAUGUGCCCUUUUAUAGGGCAGCAUUGGCUUGCUAUACGAGACAAAGUGGAAAGAUGAAAAAUUUACAGUGUGAAGUUCAACUAUAAUUAAUGUAUGUACAUGUACAUAAACUUACUUGGAUGUGGUUCACUAAAGAUUGAAGAAAAAAGAAGUUUUUUCAUCCAUAAGUAAAGAACAGACAGGAAUUAUGACAUAAUUUAUUAUCUAAGUAAUUUGGUUUAUCCUACGUUUGAUAAAACAAGAACUGAAAUAAACAGGUUGAAUUUAGUGGGCAACAGUUUCAUUUUGUAUCUUUAUUUACUUACACAGAUGUAGCAGGUGCCACGUUAGAAAAAAAGUUCUUGAAUCUGUGUAAAAUAACCCACAAGUACUUGAUGCUGAGAUAUUGAAAGACAACUGAGAUUGUGCAAGAUAGCUUAACUGAUUCAUGCGCUAGUAUGGUAUGCUGGAGAUGGUAGGUUUUUGUUCUUCAAUCAACAUGGGUCCCAUCUUGUAUGUAUGCGGUGUAUAUUUUCUCCCAAGUUUGCCAUUUACAAGGCUAAAAGAGUGAUAUCUCAAAAAGGUCUGGAUUCAUUGUUGAACUGAGAAGCACAACAGUUGAUGGGGCUGCAUUACCAGCGAUGGUCAGAGAAUUCCUUCUAUAUCGAAUUUUGUCAACUCCUGAUUUUCGAUUCACAUCUGGGGAGGCUAUUCUUUGAUGAUAAUUUAUCUACUAACUCAAUCUUCGACCGAAGUCAUGCGUGUAUUCAUAACAAAAUUAGGAUUUUAUUUUGUUAACUCUAACAACCUUUAACUCAGUUUUUGUUUAUAUGCUCAUGCUUUUCUAUCCAGUUAUUAAAAAGUAACAGAGCCUCAAGAUUUAAGAAGCAGCAGAAAAGAGCAUGAAAUCUUUGCAGGUAGAAUCAAUUAAGAGAGUCUUCAGGAUUAUUCAAAUGAGCAUGAGUAUAAAGAACUUCCAUGAUUGAUUGUACAGAUGCAUGUAUUGUAAAUAGAACCAAACCCAUGAAACUAAAUCAUCUUAUUUGUCCAAUCUGAAAAGUUGUUUAUUCAUUUAGUUCAUUCAUAGAAUUGGGGUCAAGUUGUCUUGUAAAUAAUGUAGUUUGAUCCACACCACAAUUCAAUUUAUGUACUGAUAAACAUGUACAAUGUAAGAGUUACAGCAUGGAUGUUAUCAGAUGCAUGUAUGUUGCACCAUUGAAUAUUUAUAAUUGUGAAAUGUUAUUGCAGAACAUUCAUUUUUUUACUGUUCGUCAGAAAUUCUAAAAUCUUCAAUAUUUUUGUAUUAAGCAAUUGCUAUCCAGUUGGGAAAACCCAUGGAUCUGUGUUUACACACACAUGCAUGCAGUUACUUUAAAAUGGUAAUAAAACUGAUGCGAUUUUCAAUGGACAACACUGUGUAUCUCUAACAUUUACAAAAGUAGCGAAAGGAAUCUUUCUGGAAUUUUCCAAUCCUUCUUGAAUUUUACAUUUU
This is a messenger RNA of Acanthaster planci (crown-of-thorns starfish), 5987 nucleotides long. RefSeq lists its product as uncharacterized. Gene Ontology annotation, molecular function: cysteine-type deubiquitinase activity; protein binding. Gene Ontology annotation, biological process: protein deubiquitination; signal transduction. The record is from RefSeq and is a predicted model, not a curated record. Lineage: Eukaryota; Metazoa; Echinodermata; Asteroidea; Valvatida; Acanthasteridae.